Messenger RNA from Aspergillus oryzae RIB40, 1233 nucleotides. RefSeq names its product serine hydrolase domain-containing protein. The transcript has 4 exons. The coding region runs from base 1 to 1233 and encodes 410 amino acids. The record is from RefSeq and is a predicted model, not a curated record. Lineage: Eukaryota; Fungi; Ascomycota; Eurotiomycetes; Eurotiales; Aspergillaceae.
AUGAGCGAGCUUAAUCCAACAAAUAUCGAGGCGCUCAAGCGCCGGAUGCAAUCCGUGUGCAGCGAUCCCGACAAGGGCCUUCCCGGGGUUUCCGUCGCUGUAGUUGGACGGGACGGCAAGCAACUGUUCAGCCAUGCUGCGGGGAAACGGGGCCAUGGAAGCUCUGAGCUCAUGUCUGUGGACUCGGUAUUUUGGAUUGCGUCGUGCACAAAGAUGAUUACUGGUAUUGCGUGCAUGCAGUUAGUUGAGCAGGGAAGGCUUUCUUUGGAUGAUGCUGGUCAAAUUCAUCGAAUUUGCCCUGAGUUUGAUGAUCUUCGGGUGCUCCAGGAAGAUGGCACCUUGGUGGAGAAGAAUAAGGGGAUUACUUUGAGGAUGCUCUUGACUCAUACUUCUGGAUUCGGUUAUACGUUUUAUAAUGAGAAACUGCGUGAUUACGCCCGACCCGCUGGUUUCGAUGAAUUCUCUGGAUAUGCUGAGGAAUUCAACCAGCCGCUGGUUCACCAGCCAGGGGAAGCUUGGGAGUAUGGCAUUGGCAUUGACUGGGCAGGUGUUGUGCUUGAGCGUGUCACAGGACAAUCGUUGAAUGACUAUUUCCAUCAACACAUCUUCGAGCCCAUCGGUCUCAAGCAUAUUUCAAUGCUCCCCACUGAAGAAAUGAAGGCGAACCUCGCGUACAUGCACCAGCGAGCGGCUGAUGGCCAGAUCUCUGUCCGCGAUCACCUGCUGCGGCGUGCAUUGACCGUGAAGAGUGAGAGUGACAUCAAGUCCUACUUCAACAGUGGUGGAGCCGGAUGUUUUUCUACUGCACAGGACUACUCCCAAAUCCUAGCCAUUCUGUUGAACGGAACCUCGCCGACAACAGGCAAACAGCUGCUCAAGAAGGAGACCGUAGACGAGAUGUUCCGGAACCAAAUCGAGAACCUGCCUCCUCUCGCUGAAAAGUAUUUCCCCGACGCGAAAGCAGAAUUCGUACAGUCUGGUCUCGGCCUUCACCCAACUGUGGAGGGAGAUCGACAGGGCUGGGGACUCACCUUCCUGCUUAGUGGAGGUUCCACAGGGCGAUCCAUUGGGACUGCACAGUGGUCAGGCGUAGCGAACCUUCGGUGGUGGUGCGACCGCGAAAAAGGCGUUGCAGGCUUUAUUUGCUCGCAGGUAUUGCCGUACGGCGAUGAACAGUUGUUCCAAUUGUCGCAAGAUGUCGAGACGGAGGUUUAUAAGGGUCUUGCUUUGUAG